Paramecium pentaurelia is the source of this 1807-nucleotide messenger RNA. Lineage: Eukaryota; Ciliophora; Oligohymenophorea; Peniculida; Parameciidae. The record is from the annotation of a GenBank genome assembly.
AUGAUUGAAUUAAGAUCUGGUUAUUGGAGAGCAUAUUAUUAUUCUUAAACAAUAGAAUAUUGUUAUCAUUUAAUAUAAAAUUGUUAAGGAGGAUGGAAACCAGGUGAUUAAUCAUGUAUAUUAGGACAUAUAGGUGCAUUAUGUGAAUAAUGUGAUUUAUAUAAUAUAAUUGGUUAAGGUUCAUAUUCAGUAAGUUCUAAAUAUUCAUGUGGAAAUUGUGAUUAAAUAAUAGGCAAUGUGUUAACAAUCUUUUUUAUAAGUGUCUGGACUCUUAUCUCUAUAUUGAUGUCAGUUAGCAGUACUGUUGAAAUGAUUGAAGAAUUUAUAGCAGGAUUAAGAUUAAAAGCCUUUGGGUUUACUGUGCUAAUUAAACCAGCUUCAACUGCUAUUUUUAUUAAAGUAUUCACAAAUUAUUUACAAAUCAUAUCUACUAUUGCAACAUUCUAACUUUAAGUACCUUCUGGAUUAGCCUCAAUUGUUAAUAGUGUAGGAAAUCCUAUUGAAUCAAUGGCUUAUUCAUUAGAUUGUUUUCUUAUUCAAAUUACAGACAUUGAAAUUAUUUACUUUAGAAUUAUUUGGAGUUUGCUCUUGGCCACCUCAUAUAUUAAGGCUUUUUUUAUAAUUCAGGGCAUUCAAAUAUUGACAAAAUCAAUAAAAUAUAAUACCGCUUUUGUUUCAACUGCCUUAAUUUAUGUUUUUAUUUAUUUACAACCUAAUUUGAUCGGUGGCUUAAUAUCUCUCAUUUCAUAUAGAAUCAUUUCUGAUGAAUAUUGGAUUUAGGGUAAUGUUUCUUAUAGAUAUGAUACAUAUUAACAUGCAAAAUGGUUAGUAUCAUUUUGUUUUCCUCUACUAUUAUUAUUUAGUAUUUUGAUUCCAUUAUAUUUUUGGUAUGGAGUAAGGAAAAACAGAGGUUAAUUAAAUAAGACAGCAGUUCGUUAAAAAUGGGGAUAUUUGUACAAUGAAUAUAAAAUACAUGCAUAUUAUUGGGAAACCAUUAAAAUCUUAUAAAAAGAACUAAUAAUUAUUGUACUUGCAUAUUAUGAUGAUCACAUUGCAAUUAAAGCAUCUUUAGUAUUUUUAGUAUUAUUUGGUUACAGUUUUGUAACAACAUCAUAAAAACCAUAUAUUAGUGGUGAAUUGAACUAUUUAGAUACAUAAUCAACAAUAGUAUGUGCAGUUUCAAUUAUUUUAGGAAGUUCUAUAAAUACAGCCUAAAAAUCUAAUUUAGUGGAAAUAGUAUGGCCCUUUUAUAUUAUUAUUGGUAUUUUAAAUGCAUAUUUUAUCAUUAAAAUGUUAAUAAAAAUUUUGUUUGCUUAUUUCGAUAAAUUGCAUGAAUAAAUAGAUAAAAUUAAGGAACUAAUUAUAAAGUUUUUUCCGAAUUUAAUACAAAAACAUCCUUUUAUAAAAGAAUUAUUUGAAAGCAGGAAAAAGUAAUAAGCAAGAGUCAAAGGAAGGUUUGCCAAAAUUAAACAUCAUUUGUUACCUUAGGCAAAAUAGAUUCUAUAAUAUAAAAAGUAAAUUUAUAUAUAUAUAAUCUUUUAGAUAAAAUAAUUUAGAUUUACCUUGUAAAAUUAAAACAAUAUUAUCUGAAUUUGAUGAAGAUAUAAUUGAACCAAAAAGAGAAUAAAAUAAUGGGAUUAAUUUAGGUGUAAAUAGUCCCUUAUCUCCAGAAAGUAAUUAUGAUAAAGAAGCUAAUGUUGAUUCUUUAUUUAAAAAACCAUAAUCAUCUAAAGUAUACCCAGAAUUAAUUAUUAAUUAUUUGAAUUAAGAUAGUUUAAAAUCAAGCAUCCAUCAAUCUCAAAGUUGA